CCAGCUAGCUAACAUGUCAAUGUGAAUGUGAACACAUCGUGUGCAGAAUGACCUCAUUUAAUAGAAAUAUUAUCAUUAAAUAGUGCUCGCACGUCCAAGAAACAUGGCUUGUUUCUUUAGACGAAGAAUAGCAGAGAAGCUGGGCAGGACGCUGCAGCAGUCUGAGGACGCCUUCAUACCAGCUCUGUCAGCAGUGCCUGUCUUUAAGAAACAACAGCAGACUGCUGACUUCAAACUGUCUCUCAACACGUUACGAGUCAGUGGCAUCUUACCAUCCAGUGGAGACAUCCAGCUGCAAACAGAAGAUUUGGCUUCUCGGUUGAAGCAGGACAGUGUGGUGGAGGAUGUAUCAGCUGGGAGUGGAGUCAUCAACUUCAGAGUUAAUCGCAAACUUCUCGUCCAGAAAAUAUUGGAGCCAUUUGGAAAGGAGGAGGAUGAUAAAUUUGGGCUAAACAGUGAACUUUUUAAUACCCUGAAGAGAGGAACAACAUUAGUGGAGUACAGCUCUCCAAAUAUUGCAAAAAAAUUCCAUGCUGGACAUUUGCGAUCUACGAUUAUUGGUAACUUCAUUGCUAACCUCAAGCAGUCCCUGGGAAAUAAUGUCAUUCGUAUGAACUACCUCGGUGACUGGGGUAUGCAGUUUGGUUUGCUGGGAGCUGGAUUCGGCCAGUUUGGAUGUCAGGAGAAGUUGAAACAGAAUCCCUUACAGCAUUUGUUUGAGGUUUAUGUUCAAGUGAACAAGGAGGCAGAGCACAAUGAGGAUAUGAGGCUGGCUGCCAGAGACUUCUUUAGACAGCUGGAGCAACAUGAGAGCCAGGCUGUGUCGUUAUGGCAACAGUUCAGAGAGAUCACUGUGGAAGAGUAUCAACACGUUUACAAGCGGUUGGGGGUCCACUUUGAUAUUUACUCCGGGGAGUCCUUUCACCAACAUCAAGCCCAGGAAGUGGUGCAGCAGCUGCGGAGCCAAGGUCUGCUGAAAACCACUGAGAAGGGAACCGGUGUGGUGGAUGUCUCUCCUGCUGGGGACAUGAGCAACAUCUGCACAGUGCUGCGCAGUGACAGCACAACUCUCUACAUCACCAGAGAUAUCGCUGCAGCCAUCGACCGGAGAGAAAAGUUCAAUUUUGAUGAGAUGAUUUAUGUGACAGACAAAAGUCAAGCAAAUCACUUCCACCAGUUGUUCCAGAUCCUUCUUGCUUUGGGACAUACUUGGGCUGACAGAUGUCAGCACGUGCCCUUCGGCCUGGUGCAGGGCAUGAAGACCAGGAUCGGCGAAGUGGUGUUUCUGGAGGACGUGCUGGACGAGGCCCGAGCCAGGAUGCUGCACAACAUGAACCAGUCAAAAACAACAAAGGAGAUGGACAACCCUGAGGACACAGCAGAGAAAGUAGGAAUCAGUGCACUAAUAAUUCAGGACUUCAAAGGUCCCCUGCAGUCAGACUAUAAGUUCGACUGGGAUCGGAUGCUGCAGGCUCAGGGAGACACAGGCGUCUUCCUCCAGUACACGCAUGCUCGACUCUGUAGUUUAGCACGGAGGAAUAAGGGCAUCGAGGUGGUUGAGUUCAAUCCAUCACUUCUACUUGAGCAGGCGAGCCUCAGUAUUGUGCAGCACCUCCUUCGCUAUGAUGAGGUGCUGUACCAGUCGGCCCAGGAUCUGCAACCUAAACAUCUCGUCAACUUUUUAUUGAAGCUGUGCCACCUGGUUGCCUCAGCACACAGGGAGCUGCCAGUAAAAGGAAGUCCUCAGGAUGUUGCACAGAAUUUCACACCGCGGAGCUUCAAGUGCUGCUUUCAGAAAUCAGGAGUCAUGUCACCCAGUGCAGCGGUGUGGCUCAUUGAUGUGUUUUUUUGGAGGUCUACAGCACAGUAAUAUUACUCUUUGGAUACACACAACACUUUGCUUUGGGUCAAUCGCCAGCCUAAAUUAAUUUUUUAACUGUUAACCAGCAUGAACACAAUUAGUAGAUAAAAGUGUGUGAAGCUAAUGUGAUUGACUGUUAACAAAGGAAAAACGACAAACAUGUCAAUUUUCUAAAUGUCAACAGGCAAGAUUACAACUGUUCAACGGCGCCUGCUCAGUCCUGGCCAAUGGGAUGAGGAUCCUCGGCAUCACACCGGUUCAUAAGAUGUGAAAAAUAUCUGUCUAUACUUGUGUAAUUUCACUGUUAUUGAUACCAAACUGCUGCAGAUCAUUUGUAUUGUAA
Scomber scombrus (Atlantic mackerel) is the source of this 2204-nucleotide messenger RNA. It is a transcript of the gene rars2, whose product is annotated as arginyl-tRNA synthetase 2, mitochondrial. The transcript is spliced from 20 exons. Lineage: Eukaryota; Metazoa; Chordata; Actinopteri; Scombriformes; Scombridae. Gene Ontology annotation, cellular component: cytoplasm; mitochondrion. The coding region runs from base 104 to 1870 and encodes 588 amino acids. Gene Ontology annotation, molecular function: ATP binding; arginine-tRNA ligase activity. The record is from RefSeq and is a predicted model, not a curated record. Gene Ontology annotation, biological process: mitochondrial translation; arginyl-tRNA aminoacylation.